AUGAAUACGGCGGAAGAUCACAGUAACGCGUGGCAAGCUCUGUUCAUCGUGAUAAACCUUGACCUGUUGGCAUUAAGCCACAUAAGUUACAUAUUGUACUUACUUUAUUUCAAUAUAUCUUUUGAGAUAAUAGCUCAACUUUAUUUGAUAAACAUGUCUAACUUCAGGGUCACUUCGGAAAUACUUACAGAAAAUUGUAUGACAGCUUCAUCAAGUGAAAAAAAUAACUCUAAAAUUUCAAAAUUUAUCUUCAAUCUUCCAGUAUACAUGUUAAAAACAAAAAAUAAAGAGAUAAAAUAUGAUGAAGAUGAAGAUUUGAUUUUAGAUAGAACCAAAACAGGCGAACUUUUCAUAGAGCAUAGUAUUUCCACAGAACUUCAACUCGUUGGACUACAAGUGUGGCGAGGAGCAUUUUUAUUAGCUGAUUAUAUUUUAGAUAAUCCCAGCGUCUUUAAAAAUCAAAAUGUUAUAGAAUUAGGUGCAGGUGUAGGAUUAACAAGUAUUGUUACAAGUAUGCUUGCUCGUGAAGUUACAUGCACUGAUAUCGAUUCCCAUGGAAUCAUUGAAUUAAUACAAAGAAACUUCGACCGUAAUUCUCAAUAUAUUAAUGCCAAAUUUAAUAUCAUGGAAUUAGAUUUUUUAAACUGUAAUUGGUCGUCAGAUUUAACAAAAAAAAUAACAGAAUCAAAAAUUAUUUUAGCUGCAGAUGUAAUUUAUGACAACGAUAUAACAGAAGGAUUUGUUAAUACAUUAUCAAAAAUAUUAAAUUCAAAUAUUAAACGAACAGCAUAUGUUGCACUAGAAAAACGUUUCGUAUUUACAAUCGCAGAUUUAGAUUCUGUUGCUCCAAUGUACGAAGAAUUUAUUCGUUGCAUUACUCAACGAAAUUUAAAUUGGAAUAUCCAAACAAUAGAUAUUAAUUUUCCACAGUAUUUUCAAUAUAAUCGUGUUAAACAAUUAUUAUUAAUGAAAAUUUAUAAUAAAAAUAAUUAA
This is a messenger RNA of Cotesia congregata, 993 nucleotides long. The record is from the annotation of a GenBank genome assembly. NCBI's taxonomy places the organism in Eukaryota, Metazoa, Arthropoda, Insecta, Hymenoptera, Braconidae.